Molecule: messenger RNA, 5302 nt
Organism: Anoplopoma fimbria (sablefish)
Lineage: Eukaryota; Metazoa; Chordata; Actinopteri; Perciformes; Anoplopomatidae
Gene: eml4
Product: echinoderm microtubule-associated protein-like 4
Exons: 25
Coding region: 277-3255 (992 amino acids)
Biological process (GO): microtubule cytoskeleton organization
Cellular component (GO): mitotic spindle
Molecular function (GO): microtubule binding
Source: RefSeq, a predicted model, not a curated record
AGCUCGUCGGUCCGUCGUGUCUUUGCUCCGCGGCUUCUCUCGUCUGUCUCUCGGCUGUGGAUCUUCUUCUUCCAGCCCGCACAAAGCGGCUGAUCUUCGGCCUGACGGAGCGACGGCCCCGUUGGGCAGCGCGGCUGGGACUAACCCGGCUCGGCUCGGCUCGGCUCGGCUCGGCUCUCCUCUCCUCUCUGCGGUGGUAAACCCCGGACGGAGGCCCGCAGCGUGCCUCAGCCUCCCGCAGGCCUCCGGCCCGCACUCCCGCGUUUCACCCGGAAAAUGGACGGAUUCACCGGCAGUUUAGAUGACAGCAUGUCUGCAGCGAGUGUCUCAGACGUCAACGAUCGUCUUUCUGCUCUGGAGCUUCGUGUUCAGCAGCAGGAAGACGAGUUGACGGUGAUGAAGGCUGCUCUCGCUGAUGUCCUUCGGCGCCUCGCUGCCUCUGAAGUCUCUGCUGCGUCCUCAACCAAGAAACAUGGAGGCAAAGUUGGUGCCGCUCUUCGUGAAGCCUACUCAAUGUCCUGUAUCGCUAACGGAGGAACAUCUGGACGAAAAAGAGACUCCACCUCGGUCACCAGGAAGGAGACGGUGGCGUCUGCCGCCAAGAGUGGAGCGGACAGGAAGAAGGAGGUCAGCAGCCAGCGAUCUCAGAUGGAGGAGAUCCAGGAACGUGAGGAGCCUCCUCACCCAAAGGACCCACCCCCACGACCCCCAGACCCCUACGACCCCCAGACCCUCCAGCAGCAGAGACCAGCCCAGUCUGCUGACAGCAGUAAAGGCCACGUUCCUCCCAAAAGGGGCCCCGGUGGGAAGCGGUCCUCGGGUAUGGAGCGUUCUCAGAGUAGCACCUGGGACUCUUCAGAGGAAAACAGGAACAAACUGGUGAAAGCUGCUUCCACCUCCAAGCUGCUCGCCAAGGUGGUCAAGACCUCUGACAGACACAAAGAGCCGGUGAUCAGUCAAGCCAAAAUGUCGACUCGAGAGAAAAACAGCCAAGCUGAGGGGAACCACAUUAAGAUGUUCAUGCGUGGUCGACCGAUCACCAUGUUCAUCCCUUCAGAUGUGGAGAACUACGAAGAUGUUCGUACAGAACUACCUUCAGAAAGACUCAAGCUGGAAUGGGUGUAUGGUUACCGCGGCAGAGACUGCAGAGCAAACAUUUACCUCCUUCCAACCGGAGAAAUCGUUUACUUCAUUGCCUCCGUCGUCGUUCUGUUUAACUACGAAGAACGAACUCAGAGACAUUACCUCGGACACACUGACUGUGUCAAGUGUCUCGCCAUCCAUCCUGAUAAGAUCCGGAUUGCUACAGGACAGAUUGCAGGAGUGGACAAAGAUGGACGGGCGCUGCAGCCUCACGUUCGUAUCUGGGACAGCGUCAGUCUCUCCACUCUGCAGGUGGUCGGGUUGGGAACGUUCGAACGAGGUGUCGGUUCUCUGGCUUUCUCCAAAGCUGACUCCGGUCAGCACCUGAGUGUUAUUGACGACUGCAACGAUCACAUGUUGACAGUUUGGGAUUGGCAGAAGAAGUCCAAGAUCGCUGAGAUCAAGACCACUAACGAGGUGGUCCUGGCCGUGGAGUUCCACCCUACAGACCCCAACACCAUCGUCACCUGUGGCAAGUCCCACAUCUUCUUCUGGACGUGGGCCGGGAACUCGCUGGCUCGUAAACAGGGAAUCUUUGGGAAAUACGAGAAGCCGAAGUUCGUUCAGUGUCUGGCGUUCCUUAGUUCUGGAGACAUCCUGACCGGAGACUCUGGAGGGGUCCUGCUGGUCUGGACCAGGAGCUCUGCUGAGACCCCCACUGGGAAGGGACCCAAAGCGUUUCAGAUCAGUCGGCAGGUCAAAGGUCAUGAAGGCAGUGUGUUCUGUGUGUGUGAAAUGAGGAGCGGCACUCUGCUGACCGGAGGAGGGAAAGACCGGAAAAUCAUCCUGUGGGACCACGAACUGAGAGCGGACCGAGACAUCGAGGUGCCGGAUCAGUACGGAACCAUCAGAGCAGUGUCUGAGGGGAAGGGGGACGAGUUUCUGGUGGGGACGUCUCGUAACUUUGUCCUCAGAGGAACCUUCAAUGACGGCUUCCAGGUGGAGGUCCAGGGUCACACAGAUGAGCUGUGGGGUUUGGCCUCUCACCCGUCCAAAGGGAUGUUUCUGACAUGUGCUCAGGACCGGCUGGUCUUCGCCUGGAGCUCAGUGGAUCACAGCCUCCAAUGGAGCCGCCAGCUGGAGGAACACGGACACUGUGCAGACUUCCAUCCCAGCGGAGCUGUGGUCGCCAUAGGGACACACUCUGGAAAGUGGUACGUCCUGGACGCGGAGACCACAGACCUGGUGGGGAUCCACACUGACGGGAACGAGCAGCUGUCCCUGAUGCGUUUCUCUGUAGAUGGCAGCCUGUUGGCUGUUGGAUCCCAUGACAGCUUUAUAUACCUCUACACCGUCUCAGAGAAAGGACGCAAGUACAGCCGCUAUGGGAAGUGUACGGGACAUUCCAGCUACAUCACACACCUGGACUGGUCACCUGACAACAAAUUCAUCAUGUCCAACUCUGGAGACUACGAGAUCCUCUACUGGGACGUUCCAAACGGUUGUAAACUGAUCAGAAAUCGUUCCGAGUGUAAAGACAUCGACUGGGCGACCUACACCUGCGUACUGGGAUACCACGUGUUUGGUGUGUGGCCCGAGGGUUCAGAUGGCACCGACAUCAACGCUCUGAUCCGAUCUCACAACAGGAAGGUGAUCGCUCUGGCUGACGACUUCUGUAAAGUUCACCUGUUUGCCUACCCAUGCUCCACCCCCAAGGCUCCCAGCCAUAAGUACAGCGCCCACAGCAGUCAUGUGACCAACGUCAGCUUCCUGUAUAACGACAGUCACCUGAUCUCCACUGGGGGAAAGGACACCAGCAUCAUGCAGUGGCGUUUGGUGGAAAAGUCUUCGCUCUCUCUCACCGACGGCCUCUUAUCUAACUCCGCCCCCCAGCGGGCAGACCCCAUUUUUGCACCGCCUACUCCCGCAGUAGCCACGCCCACACAGGACCUCGUCCUUCCUCCCACGGCCAAUGGAACCCAAGAACCCUACCCGGACACUCCGCCCCCUACAAAGCUACCCACACCUACCUCCGAGUUAACCCCGCCCCAUUCUGUGUCGACCCCGCCCCCCUCAGACAGCACAGUGAGUCUGAAGGACAGCCUGGAGCCGAGUGACGACACUGCCACGCCCAGUGACGAGGGGCUGCCCCCCCUCACCCCCCCCUCAUAGACAGACAGCGUUGGGGUGUGUGUGUGUCUGUGUGAGAAUGUUGGUUCAGCUGUCUUUGUGAGGACUAGGCUGAGUUUAACACCUUGUGAGGACAUUUUUACAAAGACAUUUUGUUUGUUCCUCACUCUGUGUUGGACCUUUUAAAUUUCAGGGUUCAGACGGAGUCUUAAGGUUGGAAUCAGGUUUACAUUCAGUUUCUGUGGGAGGGGUUAGGCUUGUAGCUACUAAUGGUUAAGAAAGAGUUAAUACAAUAUGAUUUUUAACUCCGAAAGGACACGGAUGAAACACAUAUUGAUAUCAUUCAAUGUGACUAACUCUUUUGGAGGACAUCUGUGGUGUCCAUCCAGAAUAAUGGCUUUAGAACUGUAGUGAGAAUCAUCAUGUUCUUAAGUUUCUGCUGAUCACAGAUCAUUCAGCAGACGUUUAGUAUAUCCGUAUACGUCUGCUAAAGUUCCACUUAAUGUGAAAAAAUAAAAUCAAGAAUUCUCAGUGGUCCAGGUGUAAAGGUUGCUUUCAGGGGCGAGGGCAUGCGUUGUCAAGGAGGGUCGCCAGGAGUAUAGAAGUACAACAGUGCGUGUCUGUGUGUGUGUGUAUGUGUGUAUGUGCGUGUGCUGGGACUCAAACCUGUGGCCCCAGUGUCACAAGUUUUUUCUCAUCAAUCAGUUUAAUCAGACGUGAUGUCACAGUUUGAAACACCUGGAGAAUCUGAUUUACCUGAGGAGAGACUGGAAGAGGAGCAAUUACCUGCCACACCUGGACAUUUACUCUUAUUCUUUUAACAGUUUUAAAACCUCAUCGUGGUCCAGAUGUGCGUUCUAGUUGUGUGCCACAAGCAGAGAGCAGAGGACAGACCUGGAACAGGUGUGAACGGUUUGCUAUCGGCUCACUUCUUCUCCUCCAAUAAGAGUAGAGCAGUUGAACAGAAAGUGAAAAGUCUUCAAUUUUUCUUUUAGAAAUUUGGUUUAAAAAUUAUUUGGAUAUAAAAUACGGACUAACAAUGUUUUAUUAGUGUCUUAUUAUGAAAAAUACCUUUAACCAUUUUUGAUUGAGUUUCUAAUGAAUAUUGAUCAAAGCAAUCACGUACAAUGAGCUGAACACCAUACAAUCACGUAAUAACAGUCAAGUUUCAUUCACUCAUUUUACUCCACUUUGUUGCACUUUUAUUUAGUUUAACUGCCAAACUCAAUACUUAAUUACAAUAAUUAAUAACAUUACAAUGAUUAAAUUGAAUAGUUCUGACUGAUGUUUCACAAUAAAAGCCCUCCUGGGAAGAGACAUUACCAUGUGUAAAACGUCCAAGAUAUAUGAAGUACACAGCGCAAACCAGAGAGAAGAGAGUAAAGUUAAAAUGAACCCAACCGAAGAAGAGAUGUCAACUACCACUCCCAAGGUGCAUUUCACCCAUCCAAUAACACAGCUCCACAUUCUGUUGUCUUAAAUCUGUCAGCACCAGCCGACCCGAUACGCUCUCAGAAACCCAUUUCCUUGAUCUGUAUGGAGACCCUCUGACCUUCAACAGGUGAGCUUCAGUACAGAGUGUCAAUAGAGGAAGUGAUGUAAACGGGAAGUAAACAGAAUGCAAACACGUGACAUGGACCUCCAGAGUAAAAACUGUGACUCCACUGUUUUCUAAUAGUCCGCAGUGAAUCAGAUGGAGACAGAGGAUCUGUUUUUAUAUACUGCAGAUAUCUGUAUAUUUCUGUUCACCACCAGGGGCUACACUGUAAAAAUCCCAUUUACGCUCACAUCUCUCAGCCAAUCAGGUCACAGGAGAACCUGUCCCGAUUGGCUGGAUUCAGUGACUUACUGAAUGACUGCUGAUGAUGUUUGUUUUUGUCUCUUCUGGACCAUUUCUGUUCAAAAUGUAAUCUGAAUGUCAUGAUGACGUCACUCUGGAGGGGGGCGGGGCCUUUCAGUGGAAGAAGGGGGUGUGGGUCAUAAAUGUUUUUGCCUUGUUAAUACUCUUCAUCUUUUCUACACUCGUCUCUCUGAAGGGAUGGUAUGGAGUUCGGGGACUCACUGGAUGUCCCAGGAAGGACGGGGGGGG